AUGGCGGAGAAGAAAUACAAGGGAGUACGCAGAAGAAAAUGGGGAAAAUGGGUGUCAGAGAUAAGAGUUCCAGGCUCACAAGAGCGGCUCUGGUUAGGCUCUUACGCUACGCAGGAGGCGGCCGCAGUCGCCCACGACGUCGCUUUUUAUUGUUUACGUCGACCGCUGUCGUUGUCUGGCCUUAACUUCCCCGAACUCCUGCCUCCCAGUUGUGUGAACGCGAAUGUUAUGUCACCAAGGUCCGUGCAAAAAGCUGCCUCCGACGCUGGAAUGGGGAUAGAUGCACAAAUGAAAGUGAGUAGAUCGGGAAAAGAUGUAAGGGAGGUGAAUGAAAGCGGCGUAAUUCAGAGCAUGGAGACGCCGCUUUGGGGGAAUGAUAAUCAAAGUUAUGAUUAUAGGAGAGAGAAGGACCUGAGCAUUUCAGUUGAAGAUUAUGGCCUUAACUUCCCCGAAGUGCUGCCUUCCAGUUGUGUGAACGCGAAUAUUAUGUCGCCGAAGUCCGUGCGAAAAGCUGCGUCGGAUGCUGGAAUGGGGAUAGAUGCACAAAUGAUAGGAAGUAGAUCGGGAAAAGAUGAAAGGGAGGAGAAAGAAAGCGGUGCAAUUCAGAGCCGGGGGACGCCAUUUGGGGAAGUGAUCAUCAGAGUUAUGAUUAUGGGAGCUGUUGAAGAUUAUAGUUAUCGAACUGUUGAAGAUUAUAGUUAUCUCAAUUACUAG
Messenger RNA from Pistacia vera, 714 nucleotides. Its product is annotated as ethylene-responsive transcription factor ERF020-like. Lineage: Eukaryota; Viridiplantae; Streptophyta; Magnoliopsida; Sapindales; Anacardiaceae. The record is from RefSeq and is a predicted model, not a curated record. The transcript has 2 exons. Gene Ontology annotation, biological process: regulation of DNA-templated transcription. The coding region runs from base 1 to 714 and encodes 237 amino acids. Gene Ontology annotation, molecular function: DNA binding; DNA-binding transcription factor activity.